Habropoda laboriosa is the source of this 1101-nucleotide messenger RNA. RefSeq names its product very-long-chain (3R)-3-hydroxyacyl-CoA dehydratase (gene Hacd2). Gene Ontology annotation, cellular component: endoplasmic reticulum membrane. The transcript has 5 exons. Gene Ontology annotation, molecular function: 3-hydroxyacyl-CoA dehydratase activity. Gene Ontology annotation, biological process: sphingolipid biosynthetic process; fatty acid elongation; very long-chain fatty acid biosynthetic process. The coding region runs from base 1 to 1101 and encodes 366 amino acids. The record is from RefSeq and is a predicted model, not a curated record. Lineage: Eukaryota; Metazoa; Arthropoda; Insecta; Hymenoptera; Apidae.
AUGGCAGAUAUUUUAACUCCAUUUGUAUACUGGGCUCAAACAGAAAAUCAAAUUACAUUAAAGGUAGAUUUAACUGAUGAUGUUAAUGUUGAUAUGGAUGAGAAAAAAUUAGAAGUUAUAGCUUAUGGACAAGGUGCUAGAGGUCUUAAUAAUUAUAGAUUUAACUUGGAUUUACAUUCAUCUAUUAACACUGAGGACAGUAUGUUUAAAGUAAUAAAUCGACAAGUAAAUUUUACAUUGAGAAAAAAGUGUUCUGCUUGGUGGCCAAGAUUAACCAGUCAACCACAAAAGCCAUCAUGGUUAAAAAUUGAUUUUGAUAAAUGGACAAGCGAAGAUUUAGACGACAAUGAAGACGAAAAGCGGGAUAUAUGCAAUGAUUAUCCUGGCAUGUAUGACAAACUUCAUAAAGAAGAAUUCGGUUACGAAAAAGAGGAUUUCAAAAAGGUAUAUCUUAUUAUUUAUAAUCUUUGUCAAUUUGUUGGUUUUAUCUACAUUCUUAUUGUAAUGGGAAUCAUGUAUUCGCGAGAUGGACCAGCUUCUAUGAAAGAAACUUACACAACUGUUGGAAAUGCAAUGAAGUUUAUACAACUUUUACAGUUUCUAGAAGUUAUGCACUCAUUAUUUGGUUAUACUAAGAGCAGUACACUUGUGUCAUUUGUACAAGUAGGAGGCAGAACAUUUAUUUUAUUUAGUAUGAUUGAAGCUGAACCCCGUAUGCAAACUAAACCAGUUAUUUUUUAUCUUUUCCUUGUUUGGAGUACAGUAGAAAUAUUUAGGUACCCAUAUUACAUUACACAAUUAUUGAAAAUAGAAAUUUCAUUUUUAACAUGGUUAAGAUAUACAAUAUGGAUGCCUUUAUAUCCAUUAGGCUUUCUUUGUGAAGGAAUUAUAAUACUAAGAAAUAUUCCAUAUUUUGAAGAAACACAAAAAUUUACCGUUUCUUUACCAAAUUCUUGGAAUUUUGCAUUUCAUUUUCCAUCAUUUUUAAAAAUAUACUUAUUAGUAUUUUGUUUACCUCUUAUAUAUAUGUUGAUGUCUCGUAUGAAUCAAAUGCGUUAUAAAAAAUUAUGCAAGUCUAAACUAAGAAAAAAGUAUGCAUGA